Molecule: messenger RNA, 1359 nt
Organism: Panicum hallii
Lineage: Eukaryota; Viridiplantae; Streptophyta; Magnoliopsida; Poales; Poaceae
Exons: 2
Coding region: 1-1359 (452 amino acids)
Source: RefSeq, a predicted model, not a curated record
AUGGUGUCGUCGCUCGACUCGCCGUGUCACCUCCACGCUGCCUCGCGCCGCCGGCUGGUCGCCGUGCUCGCGCCGCUGCUCCUCUUCCUCAUCGCCGCGCUCACCUUCCCAUCCGCGCUCCGCCUCCCGACGCUCUUCCUACUUGCGGCGCACCCUAACGACCGCCGUUCUACCCCGCCGCGGUCGCCGCUUCCGCCGCCGCCUCUUCCUCCUCCCCCUCCUCCCCGGGUGGCGGUGUGCCUGGUGGGCGGCGCCCGGCGGUUCGAGCUCACGGGCUCGUCCAUCGCGCGCCACGUGCUGGCCGCGCUCCCCGCCGGGGCCACCGACGUGUUCCUGCACAGCCCGCUCGACGCCGACGCCUACAAGUUCUCCCUCCUCGCGCGCGCCGCGCCGCCCGGGGUGGCGCUGGCCGCCGUCCGCGUGUUCCGGCCGGAGCCCAUCGACGAGACGCCGGAGCGUGCGGCCGUGCUCACCGCGGCCAACUCCCCCAACGGUAUCCAGGGCCUCCUGCAAUACUUCCGCUUGGUGGAGGGCUGCCUGGACUUGAUCCGCGAUCGUGAAUCCCAGGGCAACUUCACCUACGCUUGGAUCCUCCGCACGCGCGUGGACGGCUUCUGGACCGCCCCACUCGUCCCCGGCGACGCCUUCCACCCCGGCGCCUACGUCGUCCCGGAGGGCUCCAGCUUCGGCGGCCUCAACGACCGCCUCGGCGCCGGCGGCCGCGCCGCCUCCGACGCCGCGCUCUCCCGCCUCUCCUUGCUCCCGCGCCUCGCCGCCGCGGGCUACAGCGAGCUCAACUCGGAGGCCGCCUUCCAGGCGCAGCUCGAGGAGGCCGGCGUGCCGGCCCUCGAGCGCCGCUUGCCGUUCUGCGUGCUCAGCGAGCGGGCGUACUCGUCCCGGCCGGACCCCGGGUACGGCGUGCCGGUGGCGUCGCUGGCGAGCCCCGGCCCGCUCAGCGGCGCCAAGUGCCGGCCCUGCCGCCCGGCGUGCCGCGGCUGGUGCGCGGCGUGGCACGUGUCGCGGCUGGACCGCGGGUGGGGGUGGACCGAGUGGCGGAACGGGACGCUGGAGCUCUGCGACGCGAGCGGGGCGUGGGAGGACGGGUGGGAGGCGCUGUUCGACGAGGCCGCCGGAGCGGAGGCCGCGGAGUACCGGCGGAGGGUCGCGCGGAUGGGGCCGGUGGAAUGCGCGGUGGAGAUGGAGGCUCUCAGGGCGCGGGCGGAGCGGUGGGACGCGCCUAGCCCCGCUGAGAUUUGCCAAGUCGGGCUCCGAGAGCGAUCGGUGGAGGCGGCGAGUGCGUCCGGCUCGUUGUCGCGUGCGGACAGCACCACCGUUGCCACGGUUACGACUCAAACGUGA